CCGCCAUUAGUUUCCCUGCAAUUCUGCAAGCUUCCAUUCCGUUUCUCACAUUAUCCACAGCAUUCUCUCUCUCUCUCUCUCUCUCUGGGGUCUCAUCUAUGGCUGAUGGCUAAGUCCUUCUCCAUUUACUACCACCAACAAUGCAUCAGAUCCCCGCCUGCUUGUCCUCUCACGUACGGACGGCAAUACCAACUCUCUCUUCCACUCUGUGUUCCUCCGUUCCCGCUCGGCGUCGUCUACACGGGAAAGUCUCUCCCCACAAGCCCAAUCUCAAGCCCCUCACUUCCCGCAUCGUCUAUCUCACUCGCCGAAGACAGCUUCACCAGAUAUUUGAGGAGAUUAAGGCUGCAAAAAGACGGUAUGGGAAGCUGAACACGAUCGUGAUGAACGCUGUCCUUGAGGCCUGUGUUCAUUGCGGUGACGUUGAUUCGGCGCUUCAGAUUUUCGAUGAAAUGUCAAAGUCAGACAAUUGUGGAGUUGAUACUGUUACAUACGCUACACUUUUGAAGGGCUUGGGCUUGGCUCGAAGAACCGACGAAGCAUUUCAAUUACUUGAAUCUGUGGAGCAAGAUUCUGCUGUGGGGUGUCCAAAGCUAUCAGCACCAAUUAUCUACGGGCUGCUAAAUGCCUUGAUUGAAGCUGGAGAUCUACGCCGUGCUAAUGGUCUUCUUGCACGAUAUGGUUUUUUGCUCCGUGAAGGCGGCAACCCUUCAGUCUCAGUAUACAACUUGUUAAUGAAGGGUUAUAUAAACACAGGCCUUCCACAGGCUGCAAUAACCGUAUAUAAAGAAAUACUGCGUUUAGGAUUAAGGCCCGAUAAGCUCACCUAUAACACGCUAAUCUUUGCUUGUGUCAAGAGUGAAAAGCUGGAUGCAGCAAAGCAUGUCUUCAAGGAAAUGAAGGACAAAGCACAGAAAUAUGGGCAUGUCCUUUUCCCUGAUAUUGUUACUUAUACAAUAUUACUCAAGGGUUUUGCGCAUUGCAAGGAUCUGCUCUCAGUUCAGAAGAUUGUGUUGGAAAUGAAAUCAUAUCAUGAUUUGUAUAUAGAUCGAACGGCAUACACAGCAAUAGUUGAUGCAUUUCUAAAUUGUGGUGCGAUUAAGGAUGCUCUUUGUACAUUUGGAGAAAUACUAAAGCACUCUGGUGGGAACCCAGACUUGCGACCAAAGCCCCAUCUCUAUCUUUCCUUGAUGCGUACUUUUGCUGGUAGAGGAGAUUAUGAUAUGGUCAAAACCCUGCAUAAGCGCAUGUGGCCAGAUACUGCUGGAACCAUCUCCCUAACGAUUCUAGAAGAAGCUGAUAAUCUUCUCAUGGAGGCAGCUUUAAAUGAUGGCCAGGUUGAGGUGGCUAUCGAAAACCUUAAAAAUAUUGUUAAGAGAUGGAAGGGGGUUUCAUGGACAAGUCGAGGAGGGUUGGUUGCCCUGCGGAUAGAAGCCUUGUUUGGAUUUACAAAAUCCAUGUUCAGUCCUCACCUACUGCCUCAGGUAUCACCGGAUGAAUCAGUUGAGAGUAUCAUGAUUCCUUUUGAAGCAGCUCGGCCACUACUAGGCACCAUCUCCUUGAAAAAAGUGGUUAUGCGGUUCUUCAGAGAUUCAGUUGUUCCUAUUAUCGAUGACUGGGGCAGCUGCAUCGGACUAUUGCACCGUGAAGAUUGCAAUGAGUUGGAUGCCCCACUCUCAACAAUGAUGAGAAGUCCACCUCCCAGCGUAACAAGCUCCACAUCCAUCGGUCAGGUGGUUGAUCUGAUUUUGGAAAAGAGGUUCAAAAUGGUGGUGGUUGUAAAAUAUAGCAACUUAUAUAGCACAAGUUUGAGGGCUCUUGGAGUUUUUACAGCGGAACAUUUGUUUAGGCUCGUCACAUCUGUAUCAGAAUUGCCUGUGCAACAACUUUCAGUCUGUAGAAGAUCAAUGUAAAUUCCAUUUUGUUUUAAUCAAUUACGGCGAUUGUAGAGA
This is a messenger RNA of Juglans regia (Persian walnut), 1952 nucleotides long. Its product is annotated as pentatricopeptide repeat-containing protein At5g10690. Gene Ontology annotation, molecular function: protein binding. NCBI's taxonomy places the organism in Eukaryota, Viridiplantae, Streptophyta, Magnoliopsida, Fagales, Juglandaceae. The coding region runs from base 141 to 1913 and encodes 590 amino acids. The record is from RefSeq and is a predicted model, not a curated record. The transcript has 12 exons.